AUGGCGGCUCGGCUCCCGGCGUCUGAACUGGACUGCGGAGUGGGCAGCACAAAGCUUUAUUCUGGUCUGAAGCAGGAAAACCCAGAGAGUCCACAGAUCAGCGAGGAGCCAGAGGAACAUGGCAUCAAACUGGAGGAAGAUCUGCUGCAAAUAACUGUGGGAGUGAAGGCAGAAGAACACAGUCUGCUCCAGGAAAUCCCACAAAGUCCACAGACUAAAGAGGAACCAGAGGAAGUGAGGAUCAAACACGAGGAGGAGCCGCUUCCUGUGUGUGUGAAGACAGAAGAGUGGUCACUGCCUCAAAGACAAAGUGAGCACAGAGAGGAGACACAGGGAGAAGACAUCAGCCCAGAGUCUGAGGGAGACACAGAGCACUCCUCUGACCACGACCAGGAUGAAGACCUUCAUCUUCAGCCUGUGUCCUCAGAGACAGAUGAUGAUGGAGACGACCACCACAGAAAGGCCGCACUAGGUUAG
This is a messenger RNA of Knipowitschia caucasica, 477 nucleotides long. The record is from the annotation of a GenBank genome assembly. NCBI's taxonomy places the organism in Eukaryota, Metazoa, Chordata, Actinopteri, Gobiiformes, Gobiidae.